Messenger RNA from Trematosphaeria pertusa, 1636 nucleotides. RefSeq lists its product as uncharacterized. The transcript has a single exon. NCBI's taxonomy places the organism in Eukaryota, Fungi, Ascomycota, Dothideomycetes, Pleosporales, Trematosphaeriaceae. Gene Ontology annotation, molecular function: ribonucleoside-diphosphate reductase inhibitor activity. The record is from RefSeq and is a predicted model, not a curated record. The coding region runs from base 134 to 1204 and encodes 356 amino acids. Gene Ontology annotation, cellular component: cytoplasm; nucleus.
CACUCCAGCACGAUUCCGCAUUCAGCUUCCCUCGCUAGGGUGCCAAUCCCCCCAAACCAAGCACAACCACCGGCCGGCCUCAGCCGUCUCGUCUCACCGGCAGUCCUUCGUUUUCCUUUCCUUUCUGGCAAUAAUGCGCCGCGGAGAGACGACGACGAGCACGACGACGACACACCAGCACAGGAACAAGAGGCAGUACCAGCCGAGCAUCACUAGCUUCUUUGCGGCGCGUGAGGACCGAGACUACAGCAGCGAGUCCGACGAGGACCUGCGGGGUCCUGGCCCGAUUAACCGGCCGCACGCUAGGCGGAGUGCACAACAACAACAGCAGCAGCAACAGCAGCAGCAGCGAGAUAGCCUCGUACCCAGCGUACCUGGGAGCGUGCAAGCGGACCUGCUGAGCGUCGGGAUGCGGGUGCGAAAGAGCGUGCCCGAGGGCUACAAGACGCACAAGACAGCCUCGCUGCCCUCGAUCCAGACGACGCUCUCGGCGUCGACGAUGCACAAGCCCCCGAGCGCUUCGGCCGCAUCCCACCACCACGACGAUCACAGCGUCAAACCGCCGCGCGACCCUGUGCCGGAGCCGCUCCAGCACCAGCGGGAGCUGCUGCCCUUCUGCGGGCUGCACAAGAUCGGCGGCUAUGCGGAGCAGCCGGUCACGAAUGUGCAUCUGUACGGCGGCGUGGACGGCACCGGCGAGCGCCCCAUGAACCUGUUCCCCUUACCCGCCGAAGCCUUCAACCAGCCCUUCUCGCAGUCCUCCUCUGCCGCGUCCUCCAUCUCCAUCGAGUCGCUGCCGCCGAACCCUACGAAUCCGUCCAAGCGCCCGUGGCACGAUGAAGACGAGCAGCCGGCGGCGGCGCUGAAGACAGACUUCUACUUCAAGAUCCCGAUGAAGGUGUCCGAGGACGAGGUGCCCGUGAGCCCACUGAGCGAGUCGCCGCCACCUGAGAGCAUCAAUGCCUUCGCCCAGGCUGCACUACGCCCCUUCGCACAGCCCAAGACACGGAGACACGGCGGCGGCGGCAGGGCAAUGGACAUUGACGGCAUGGUCGUCAAGGAGGGAGACAUCAUCGAAAUGGAUGUCGAGAACGCAGAGCAAACCGAGCGACGUGUGCUCGUGGGUAGCUCGAGCGACUUCGGCGAGGCUGACUUUCUGCGGCCCUGGUCUCCGGGACGAGAAGUCGACAUGGGCGGUGUAUAAAACCGCCACCGUCCCGAAACAUCCAGACGACGACAACCGGAUAAGAAGCCGGCCGUCCCUGGAGCGAAGUCUACUGGGGAAGAUUUAUCUGCUGCCGACCCCUCCACACCCCCAGACGCCUUCUUUCCUUCCAUGUUUUGAUAUCCCACCUCCUUUCCCUUCAAUUCUCUUCCUCAGUCGGGUCGGCUUCCUGCCAGCCACCCACACACGCACAUAUCUUCCUUCUAUUUCCUUCCCUUUCCAAUCUUCCUUUAGCGUUCAAGCACAAAGUGGCGUAAUGGUGUUUUCAAGGCCGGAAACGGGAUGGAAUGGGUUCCAAUUGGGGCGCCCGCGUAUACCCAGCGUUUUUCCUAUGUCAAAUUUCGGGUUUGUGGGUUUUGCUACAUUUACUUGUCUGUCUGUCUGUCUGUCUGUCUGUCUGUCUCAUAGCUG